UGUAUUUAUAUUUAUUUUUUAGAAAAUUUUGAUAUUAUCGCGAAUAAUGUAAAGAUAUAUUGUAUAAAUUGUACAUGGCUAGCAAUAAACCAAACACGUCGUAUACGCAACAAAACCAUAAAGAUCAUAUAAGAUAUUUAGAUAUGUUAAAACAAGAAUUUAAAAAGAGAUUUGAUGAGCCACCAAAUAAUGAAAGAUUACCUGAAGACUUUGAUACGAUAAAAGGUAUUGGUAAUGGAGCAUUUGGUGAAGUGUUUCUGGUUCGUGAUAAAUCGUCUUUAACCUACCACGCAAUGAAAGUGGUUGAGAAGGAAGUUGUAGUUGAAAGAAAACAUGUUCGACAUUUAAUCAUAGAAAAAAAGAUACUUUACAGUGUUCAGUUUCCCUUUCUAAUAUGUUUGGAUGUAGCUUUUAAAGAUAAUGUCUAUCUUUAUUUCGUAUUACCAUUUAUAUCUGGAGGAGAACUAUUUACACAUAUCCAAAAAUUUGGUGGUCUGUCAGAUGAAUUAACGAAAUUUUAUGGUAGUCAAGUUGUAUUAGCUUUAGAAUAUAUGCAUCAUUGUGACGUAGUCCACAGAGAUAUUAAGCCAGAAAAUAUUUUAGUGAAUUCGAACGGAUAUAUUAAACUAUGUGAUUAUGGAUUUUGUAAAAUAAUGCACAAAAAGACAUGGACUUUAUGUGGAACGCCUGAAUAUCUAGCACCCGAGAUUAUCCUUUCCAAAGGAUAUUCUUUCUCAGUAGACUGGUGGGCUUUAGGAGUUUUAGUCUACGAAAUGAAUUGUGGCCAACCACCAUUUUUUGCAUCUGAUCCAAGCCAACUUUACGAAAAAAUUUUGGAUGGCACGUACAAAUGCCCGGAUGUAAUGACGCCGAAUUGCAAACAUUUGGUCAAAUGUUUACUACAAGUUGAUCCAAGUAAAAGAUAUGGUUCAAUGAAAAAUGGAAUAUUCGAUAUAAAGAGUCAUCAAUGGUUUAAUGAUAUUUCAUGGCAAUCAAUACUUCAUCAACGAAUACCGGCACCCUUUAUACCCAUUUGUACUUCUGCAGCAGAUACAAGUAAUUUUCCUGAGAUUGAACAACAGAAGUUAAAAAAAGCAUCAAAUUGUCUUUAUGAAAGGGAGUUCGAAGACUUUUGAGAAAAAAUAAAUCAUUGUGACAUGUAGAAGAUAUGAGGUACAGAAGUAGUUUGAAAAAUAAACCUAUACUUUAAGGAUAUGCUUUUAAUGUAAUAUCUAUUAUCUCCAAUCAUUGCGAACG
Leptidea sinapis is the source of this 1257-nucleotide messenger RNA. RefSeq names its product cAMP-dependent protein kinase catalytic subunit 1-like. Gene Ontology annotation, biological process: peptidyl-serine phosphorylation. The record is from RefSeq and is a predicted model, not a curated record. NCBI's taxonomy places the organism in Eukaryota, Metazoa, Arthropoda, Insecta, Lepidoptera, Pieridae. Gene Ontology annotation, molecular function: cAMP-dependent protein kinase activity; ATP binding. The transcript has a single exon. Gene Ontology annotation, cellular component: cAMP-dependent protein kinase complex; nucleus. The coding region runs from base 75 to 1136 and encodes 353 amino acids.